AUCUAUACACGUGAUCUCACGCACAUCUCUAACAGAACCUUAAAAUAAAAAUAUUAUAUUCCCAAAAUGUUAUAAAUAUCCAAGAGGCUUUUAGUACAAAUACAAAUAUAAAUACAAAUAUGUUUCGCAAUUUGCACAAAAUAUGUGCAUGCGAUUACAUAUCAGCCCAGAUAUUUCCCGGUCAAAUCAAUCCGAUAAGGCUUUCUGCUGCCGCCAGACCAACUGGGAAUGCAACACAAAAUGCGCCAGCAGCUGCUAUGCUGCAUAUGCCACCCGAUCUGCCUCGUAACCAAAAAGUGAGCGUUGAAUAUUUGCCAUGGAUACCGAGCCCCUAUGCACAUUUGGGCAAGAAAUUCAAUCAAUACAAGAAACUAUCAAAGUUUCGCCUCACAUCAUUAGUUGUUAUUACAACAAUGGGCGGAUAUGCAAUGGCGCCGGCUGCCUUUGAUUUGACCACAUUCGUAAUGUGCUCGGUGGGCACAGGAUUGGUUUCCGCAGCGGCGAAUUCCAUUAACCAAUAUCACGAGGUUCCCUUUGAUUCACAAAUGUCGAGGACGAAGAAUCGUGUCCUAGUCACGGGCCAAAUGACGCCACUGCAAGCCGUGGGCUUCGCUGCUGUCUCAGCUACAACCGGAUUAUGCAUGUUGUACUUUGGUGUCAAUGGAUUGACGGCGGCACUGGGUGCGGGCAAUUUGUUCCUCUACACCAGCGUCUACACGCCGAUGAAGCGGAUGAGCAUUGCCAACACUUGGGUGGGUUCAGUGGUGGGCGCCAUUCCGCCACUGAUGGGCUGGGCGGGCUGCGCCGGCUCUCUGGAUGCGGGCGCAAUGAUUCUGGCUGGCGUUUUAUACGCCUGGCAAUUUCCUCACUUCAAUGCGCUCUCGUGGAAUCUGCGACCGGACUAUUCGCGUGCCGGAUAUCGCAUGAUGGCUGUGACCAAUCCGGACCUUUGCCGGCGAACUGCUUUGCGUUAUGCGUUCGCCAUUGGCGGACUCUCGAUGAUGGCGCCACUACUCGAUGUGACCAACUAUUGGUUUGUACUGGAAACGUUGCCCCUAAACGCCUACUUUUGCUAUUUAGCAUAUAAAUUUCAUCACAAAUCCGACAGUGGGAGCUCUCGUAAAUUAUUUCGAUUUUCGCUGAUACAUCUGCCUGCGCUAAUGUUGCUGUUUCUGGCCAAUAAGAAGAAAUGGUAUUUCACCGAAAAUGCGGACGAGAAAGUUACGAAAAGUGAUAAGACAUUUAUGUCGCUGCUGCCUACCUCGCCACCAACUGGCCUCCAAAAUGUAUUACCAGUCGCAGUGACAGCUGCUUCAAGGUGAUCGAUCCUGGCUUAAACAGAUUAAUUGUUAAAUAGCAAUUUGUAAUUUCAAUGUCGUGUGUAUAAUAUUAUUAUAACUUAUAAGUGCAAGUAAAAUAAGUAAAAUAUGUCUUUACGAACGAAAUAAACCAAUCUUUAUUUAAAUA
Molecule: messenger RNA, 1467 nt
Organism: Drosophila grimshawi
Lineage: Eukaryota; Metazoa; Arthropoda; Insecta; Diptera; Drosophilidae
Gene: Cox10
Product: protoheme IX farnesyltransferase, mitochondrial
Exons: 4
Coding region: 120-1322 (400 amino acids)
Biological process (GO): heme biosynthetic process
Cellular component (GO): mitochondrion; mitochondrial membrane
Molecular function (GO): protoheme IX farnesyltransferase activity
Source: RefSeq, a predicted model, not a curated record